Messenger RNA from Pseudovirgaria hyperparasitica, 1068 nucleotides. RefSeq lists its product as uncharacterized. The record is from RefSeq and is a predicted model, not a curated record. NCBI's taxonomy places the organism in Eukaryota, Fungi, Ascomycota, Dothideomycetes, Acrospermales, Acrospermaceae. The transcript is spliced from 3 exons. Bases 1 to 1068 code for a protein of 355 amino acids.
AUGAUAUCGCAGUUCGCCCUGAGCAGACGAUCCGGCGUGCGGAUAUUCAUUCUCAGCUUCAUACUUUUCAUCAUUGUCAAAUCAAUCAAGGAAGCCGUUGGGGGCUACGGCUGGAUAGUACAGGCCGACACGUACGAUACGGGCCGAUACGUGACAGCGUCUGCCAAACAAGCGCUCGGCGGAGGAGCGCCAGAUGUCGUCGGGGUGUCAGUGUGGGAUGGAGUCGUGGGAGACAAGGUAAUCGUCAUGUCGAGGACGGAGGAGGAAGAUGCGAGUUGGGUGGAGGAGGAACUACCAGAUUGGCAGAGGAUGAUAUACACGACGCUGAAGGCGAAGACUGCUGGGUCGCAGAAGAAGAACUCGACGACGCUGCAGAAUGUUCUGCCUCGACAUAAAGGUCACGAGGCGUUUGCGUAUCUGACAUACCUGAUCUCGAACUACGACACGCUUCCGGAAAUCAUUGUGUUUCUUCAUCCGCACAAAGACGGCUCGUCAGCAUGGCACGUCGACCAACCACUGCACUCCAACCCGGCCGCCGUCCGCGCGCUGAACCUCACACUCGUCCGCGAACGCGGCUACGUCAAUCUGCGCUGCAACACACGCCCAAAUUGCGUCGCCGGAGGCGAAGAAAUGCGACAUCCCCGGCUGCUUACGCGCGAGAUAUGGCGCAGCUUCUGGGCCGGGACCAGCACGCCCUACGACGUGAUGGAGCAGGAACUGAAGCAACGACCAACCAUCGACUAUGCAGCAAGCGGCAACUACACACAGUCGUUUCUCAGCUGGCUUGCAACUGUGGUUUCCCCAGGUCCAAAGUUUCAGGCAACAUACCCGACGCCGCCGAUUGCGGAUACCGCGGGUGCGCAAUUUGCCGUCAGCAGGAAUGCUGUCCGGAUGCGACCGAAGAACGACUACGUCGCCCUCAAGACUUGGCUCGUGCAUGUUAAGAAAAAUGAUAAUGUCAGCGGACGAACGUUCGAGUAUCUCUGGCACGUUGUCUUUGGCCAGCCGGGAGUGCUGUGCUAUGAUAGAACGAAAUGCGAAUGUGAAGUCUUCGGACGCUGUCCUUGA